This is a messenger RNA of Salmo salar (Atlantic salmon), 4696 nucleotides long. RefSeq names its product disintegrin and metalloproteinase domain-containing protein 12. The record is from RefSeq and is a predicted model, not a curated record. Gene Ontology annotation, biological process: proteolysis. NCBI's taxonomy places the organism in Eukaryota, Metazoa, Chordata, Actinopteri, Salmoniformes, Salmonidae. Gene Ontology annotation, molecular function: metalloendopeptidase activity.
GCCUUUGCGUACGGCGAAUGUAAAGACAGAUUUACUACCGUAAGGAGCGCUUCUGGAGAAGCACAUGGUCUCCGUUCUCGAAAGACAACACUUUGCUAGUCUGUAAAUUCCUUUUUGGAGGAACCCCCUUAACUGUUGUCGUUGGAAGAAGAAUAAACGACCACGACCACCUUAUUUUAAUGUAGUACGUGGCACGUUUACAGGUCAAAAUUGUCGGGCUUCACUCCAAAGUGCUUGAUGCGCUUUUAACAUCGUUGGAUGUAAAGUCUAUUACAAGGGAGUCGGAGGUUGCUGGAGUGGAGUGGAGUGGGUGAGGACUGAGAAGGAUUUCCUAACGGUCUCUCUUUCCUCAUACUUGAUCAUAUUUCAUGAAGUCAUUUGGGUGUUACACAUCAGCUGUUCCACUGUAACUUGGCUAUAUUAUGGUCGUGCUGCCGUGAGACAGUUGGAUAGUCUCGACCCGUUCAUCCGCUGCCGUUCACCAGCAUCAUGACCUACCGGCGGACCUACCGGCGGACCUACGGGAGUCAGACUUACGGAAGUCAGAAGUUUACAGUGUUUUUAAUAGCACUUCACGUUUUGUCAAUUACAACAUGCUUCGGUGAAGAUGUGCGCUCCUCCAACAAGACCACUGAAGGGAAGCCUUUUACUGCAACCAAUCAGCAGAGGGCUACUGCCAAGCUGAAGCACUACGGGACAACUGUACCUCUCCUAUUGGUCGGAGAAGAAUGGAGACCAGUCACUCUGCUCCAAUCACAGGGCCAUCCUGCAUCUCUGAAGGUACUGAUAGAAACAGAGGAGGAACAGCUGCUCCUAACUCUGGAGAAAAACCAUGGUCUGUUUGCCAGUCACUACACGGAAACACACUACCUGGAAGACGGCAGCGCGGUCACCGGCUCUCACAACCUCACGGUGAACUGCUAUUACCACGGGAAGGUGCAGGGACAUAUCUAUUCUGACGUCAGCCUCAGUACCUGCUCAGGUCUCAGUGGCUUCAUCUCACUUGAAAACAGAUCCUAUGUGUUGGAGCCGUCACCGGAUCCCUCCAGUGGGUCCCACAGGAUCUACCGGUCAGAACAGCUGAACCUCACACCUGGCUCGUGUGGCCACGGCUUCAACAUAUCGCUGGUUCACGGAGUCACCCAGAACACCCACAACCAAUCAGACAGCCCCUUCGGAGCCUUCAGCACCAGGCAAAGGAGACAUGCCCAGAGCACCACCAAGUAUGUGGAGCUGAUCAUCGUAGCAGACAACAGAGAGUUCCAGAAACAAGGGAAGGAUGUGGAGAAGGUCAAACAGAGGCUGGCUGAGAUCGCCAAUUACGUGGACAAGUUUUACCGUGCCCUGAACAUCCGUGUAGCUCUGGUGGGGUUGGAGGUGUGGAGCGACCAGGAUAGGUGUCCCAUCACCCAGGAUCCCUUCACCACCCUGCAUGAGUUCCUAGACUGGAGGAAACUCAAACUGCUGCCCAACAGGCCCCACGAUAAUGCACAGCUAGUCAGCGGGGUGUUCUUCCAGGGUACCACCAUUGGCAUGGCACCCAUCAUGAGCAUGUGUACAGCAGAGCAGUCUGGGGGCAUCGUCAUGGAUCAUUCGGACAACCCCCUGGGAGCAGCGGUUACUCUGGCCCACGAACUUGGACACAACUUUGGAAUGAACCAUGACACCCCAGAGCGGGGGUGUGGCUGCAGGGUGACGGUGGACCGAGGAGGCUGCAUCAUGACCCCCUCUACAGGGUACCCGUUCCCUACAGUCUUCAGCUCCUGUAGUAUAAAGGACCUGUCUGCCAGUCUGGAGAAGGGAGUGGGGAUGUGUCUGUUCAACAUGCCUGAGGUCAAGGUGCUCUACGGGGGACAGAAGUGUGGCAACGGAUACGUGGAGGAAGGAGAGGAGUGUGACUGUGGAGAACUGGAGGAGUGUAUGAACCCAUGCUGUAACUCUACAACCUGUACUCUGAAGGGGGAAGCUGUGUGUGCUCAUGGACAGUGCUGUCAUGACUGCCUGUUGAAACCAGCUGGCACCCCGUGCAGGGAUUCGAGUAACUCAUGUGACCUGCCAGAGUUCUGUACCGGCGCCAACCCCCAUUGCCCUGCUAAUGUGUACCUGCAUGACGGGCACGCCUGCCACAACGUGGACGGACACUGUUACAACGGGAUCUGCCAGACCCACGAGCAGCAGUGCAUCACUCUCUGGGGCCAGGGAGCCAAGCCCGCCCCAGGGAUCUGCUUUGAGAGAGUCAACUCGGCGGGAGAUCCCUAUGGGAACUGUGGGAAGGACUCCAAGGGAUCCUUUGCCAAGUGUGAAGCUCUAGAUGCUAAGUGUGGCAAAAUACAGUGUCAAGGAGGAGCCAACCGGCCAAUAAUAGGCACCAAUGCUGUCUCCAUAGAAACCAACAUCCCCCUCCAAGAGGGGGGCCGAAUCCUGUGCCGGGGGACCCAUGUCUACCUGGGGGAUGACAUGCCCGACCCCGGCCUCGUCAUGUCGGGCACCAAGUGUGGCGACGCCAUGAUGUGUCUGAACCGUCAAUGUCAGAACAUCAGUGUCUUUGGAGUGCAGGAGUGCUCAGAGAAAUGCAGCGGUCGAGGGGUGUGUAAUAACAACAAGAACUGCCACUGCGAGGCCCACUGGGCUCCUCCCUUCUGUGACAAGGCAGGCUUUGGGGGAAGUUUGGACAGUGGACCGAUGAGGCUAGCAGACUACGGUGGUGUGGCGGUGGGGGUCCUGUUGACUCUAAUAACCUUCCUGGGAGCUGGCCUCAUCGUCUCCAUCAAGAGAAAAACCCUACUGAGACUACUCUUCACCAACAAGAAGAACCCUAUGGACAAGCUGAGGUCAACGGAGCCUAACAGAUCAUCCAGUCCUAGCCGUAGAGAUUCCCCACCUGGCCAGCCUCAAGCCCAGACACCGCCACAGAGACAGAAUCACAGCAGCAGCAUCUUCAAGCCUCCUCCCCAAAAUCAACACCCCCCUGGACAGCCCUACCCCUCCCACAGCCUGCUCCGACUACCCCAGUGCUCCCCUGUUCACCUGAGUCACCCCGUCCCCCUUUCCCUGUCCCCUACGUCCGUCCCUGGACCAGGAAAGCCCAGACCACCUACUCCCCCUCCUCACCGAGCCCUGUCUCCCCAUGGCCAAGGACAUGCCCACAGCCACAGCCAGGCUCCGCCAAGAGGGGCAUCGUUUCACAGUGUGCCACAGCAUCAUAACUCCUGCAGGAUGGUCUUGGAGUUGGAGAAGCCUAGUCCACCCCAGAAGCCCCUACCUGCCGACCCCCUGGGCAGGAAUACCCAGAAGCCUUUGACUGCAGACCCCCUGGGCAGGAAUACCCAGAAGCCUUUACCUACCUACCCCCUGGGCAGGAAUACCCAGAAGCCUUUGCCUGCUAACCCUAACUCCCCCGGAAGGAGUGGUCAUCUGAUUCGUAGCCCCAUUGCUGUCGGAGUCCCCAUCCCUGUACCUGUCCCCGGUGUCCCCAGGCCGCUGAGACCUGUUCCACACCACAACAGAUCUGUACCUAAGCAACCCCCAACACUACCUAAGCCUCGUGUGAUCGUUCACGCCAAGUUCAGCAGCUGAGAGCAGCUGGACUAAACUGAAGGGAAUUAAAGGACGUUCUUUCUGUAAGAUGAUAAAGACAUUUCACUUGCACUAUGAAACCUUAAGAUGUGGUGUCUCUGAGUUUUGAAUAAUGGGGACGGACCGUUGGGCGGUUGGCGUGUCAGCGAGUCAGUCCCCUCCGUUGGUGCUCUGAUGUCAAAGAGGUGCUAUAGGUCUGAGCUCAGGUACAUGUAUGUAAAGUAUUUAUGUUUUGUGUAUUUAUUAAUUAGUUACCACACAGCGCACUGUGCCAGACACUUGGGAUUUAAUUUGUAGUCUUUGUUUAUUUUAUUUUGUUCUACUCUUAGCCAUUUGAUUUCAAUCAUGGGGAUAUUUUAACCUGUUUUGAUGGACAGGGAGCAAGGGGAAAGGUCCAACUUAACAAAGCCUGUCUCUGGAGAUCUGGGAAGUUGUAAAGACCAACAUGGCGUUCAAUGAACUGGAUUCAGAACAAAAGGAAAGACAUCUACAAACAUCAGAUAGGGCGACUUUCUUCUGCACUUGGGUUGACGGACUUGGGUUGCGUAUGACACCACCUGUUGUAAGACAACGGCAUCACUGGUAAAUCCUGCCGCAGGUCUUCCUCCAUACAGUAUACAGCCAGCUGUUUCUCCCUCUGUGACCGUACUAUGUAUGCACUGAUGCUGAGAGACUGAGCCCUGAGGAACACCAAUAACAACCUUACACCAACCUUACAACAACCAUACACCAACCUAACACCAACCUUACACCAACCUUACAACAAACAUACACCAAUCUAACACCAACCUUACACCAGCUGUACACCAAUCUUUGACCAACUAUACACCAACCUUGCAUCAACCAUACACCAAUCUUUCAACAACUACAGUGCCUUACAAAAGUAUUCAUCCCCCUUGGCAUUUCUCCUAUUUUGUUGCAUUACAACCUGUAAUUUAAAUAGAUUUUUAUUUGGAUUUCAUGUAAUGGACAUCCACAAAAUAGUCCAAAUUGGUGAAGUGAAAUGAAAAAAAAUAACUUGUUUCCAAAUAUUCUAAAAAAUAAAAAACUGAAAGUGGUGUGUGCAUAUGUAUUCACCUCCUUUGCUAUGAAACCCCUAAAUAAGAUCUGGUGCAACCAA